AUGGAGCUCGCACGUCCCUCCAGAAAGACUAACGGCGUGGGCGUCCAGGUCGGCGACACUCAGGUCUGCGUGGUCAUGGUCGGUCUGCCAGCUCGAGGCAAGUCAUUGAUCGCACAAAAGGCUCAACGUUACCUCAAGUGGCUCUCGAUCGAUGCUCGAGUCUUCAACGUAGGCAAUUACCGACGAAAAGGCGCCGCACAACCUACUGCCGAUUUCUUCGACGUCAACAAUGCAGAGGGUGAACGUGUCCGACGAGCUGCGGCCGAGGCUGCGGUCAAUGAUAUGAUUAAGUGGUUCAAGCACGAGCACGGAAUCAUUGCCAUUCUUGACGCUACCAACAGCACAAAGUCUCGCAGACGCUGGAUCAAGGAUCGCUGUGAUUCAGAAGGCAUUGAGACCCUUUUCGUUGAAAGCAAGUGUGAUGAUGAAGAUCUGAUUAUGAGCAACAUUCUUGAGGUGAAGACUACUUCUCCGGACUACAAGGGACAAGAUCCUGAGAAGGCCGCUCAAGAUUUUCGUAAUCGCAUUCGCAAUUAUGAGAAGAUCUACGAGACUAUUGAUGAGUCUGAGCAAGAUCUUACUUAUCUGAAGAUCAUGGAUGUGGGCAAGAGAUGCAUCAUCAAUGCGAUUCAAGAUUACUUGCAAAGUCGGGUUGUCUACUACUUGAUGAACUUGCACAUCAAGCGCCGAUCUAUCUGGCUUUCACGACACGGUGAAUCAAUGUAUAAUGUUACUGGUCAGAUUGGUGGUGAUGCAGAUCUGUCUCCUCGAGGUGAACAAUAUGCUUCGAAGUUGCCUGAACUGGUUAUGCAAUCAUUUGAAGGACAAGAACACCCUCUCACUGUCUGGACUUCAACUCUCAAGCGUACCAUUGCGACCGCUCGACACCUUCCUAAGGAAUGGAACCAACUCCAAUGGAAGGCUCUCGAUGAACUUGAUUCGGGUGUUUGCGACAACAUGACAUAUGCUGAGAUUGCGGAGGAGUAUCCAGAAGAUUUUGAGGCUAGAGACCAAGAUAAGUACAACUACCGUUACCGAGGCGGCGAAUCCUACCGUGAUGUUGUUAUCCGACUUGAACCCAUCAUCAUGGAACUCGAACGAAGCGAGAAUAUCCUGAUUGUCACCCACCAGGCAAUCCUGCGAUGUAUCUAUGCCUACUUUAUGAAGGAAGACCAAGAACGAUCACCAUGGCUCAACGUCCCUCUUCACUGUCUUAUCAAGUUGACCCCUCGAGCAUACGGUACCGAGAAAGUGGUUUACAAGGCUAACAUCGAUGCUGUUUCGACAUGGCGCGGCAAAGGCAGUAAGGCCCUGCAUGAGGAUCCAACCGAAGAGACGGAGAGUUUGGCGAAGUAG
Mollisia scopiformis is the source of this 1356-nucleotide messenger RNA. Its product is annotated as fructose-2,6-bisphosphatase-like protein. The record is from RefSeq and is a predicted model, not a curated record. Gene Ontology annotation, cellular component: cytosol. Gene Ontology annotation, molecular function: 6-phosphofructo-2-kinase activity; fructose-2,6-bisphosphate 2-phosphatase activity; ATP binding. Lineage: Eukaryota; Fungi; Ascomycota; Leotiomycetes; Helotiales; Mollisiaceae. The coding region runs from base 1 to 1356 and encodes 451 amino acids. The transcript is spliced from 5 exons. Gene Ontology annotation, biological process: fructose 2,6-bisphosphate metabolic process; fructose metabolic process.